AUGGAUGACAAUUAUCCAACCUCAUUUCAUUACGAACAAUCUGAUUUUGGCUCUCCAUCAUAUAAUACUAGUAUUCCUUCUUUAUUCGCAAAACCUCCUUUUAUUCCGACAAUUAAUAUCGAAAGUUUAGUUUCAGAACCAAAUAGAGAUCAUCCUUAUAAUGCUUUCAAAAUUUAUUGUAAAGAGCUUCGUUCGCGAGGAAUUACUCUCAAUAAUAUUAUAUCACUAUUUUGGAUUCAUGAACAGCCAACUGUGAAACUAGUAUAUGCAAAUCUUGCAAAUACUGCAAACCGUCUAUAUACAGAAAAGUGGCCUCAUUUAAUAAGAUAUCGAUAUCAACAAUUACCAGUUAAUCAAUCAUUACCUUCCGCUGAUACCACAAGAACAAUUUCGACUCAUUCAAUAAAUAAUUCUGCAUCUUCUACUCCGGCAAUAGAAACAAGGGAUUUACAUUAUGAAUCGAAUACUAAUCCUUAUCAAGAGAUUGUUAAUCCAUUAGAUAUUUGUAAUCAAAUCGACUUGACACCACCUAACGAGGAUCUGAACAAACGACCUGCGUCUAAAACCAAUAGAAUUAAUAAACGACCUACGUCCAAAAUCAAUAGAAUUAACAAGCGACUUACGUCUAAAACCAAUAGAACUAACACUUCCGCAGCUUGUAAUCUUUGUAAAAAGUCAAAAGUUAGAUGUAAAUAUUCAGACAAUGGCCCAUGUGAACGAUGCGUUAAGAAAGAGCACGAAUGCAAAUUCAGUCCCCAACAAAAGAGAGGUCCUCAAAAAAGUAGGUCGGAUAUAAACAAUUGUGCAGUUGUUCAAAAAUUGGAUAAAUACUAUAAAGAUUUUAUGCAAAAAGUCAAUAAACAUGGAUAUUGUGUAGAUAAUGUUGUCAUUCGUCCAGGUACAUCAAACCAAGUUGAUGCUUUACAAAUUUUGACAUCACCUAUUGAAGAGUUCACAGCAUACACAUCGGUCAAUUAUGAAAGUGGAAUAUCUAAUAAUUCUUCAAUUUUAUCACCUGGUGACAGUAUCUAA
This is a messenger RNA of Dentiscutata erythropus, 1032 nucleotides long. The record is from the annotation of a GenBank genome assembly. NCBI's taxonomy places the organism in Eukaryota, Fungi, Glomeromycota, Glomeromycetes, Diversisporales, Gigasporaceae.